Olea europaea var. sylvestris is the source of this 1356-nucleotide messenger RNA. RefSeq lists its product as uncharacterized. The record is from RefSeq and is a predicted model, not a curated record. The transcript is spliced from 2 exons. The coding region runs from base 1 to 1128 and encodes 375 amino acids. Lineage: Eukaryota; Viridiplantae; Streptophyta; Magnoliopsida; Lamiales; Oleaceae.
AUGUUAAAUGGGACGAGCUUUAUCGCUGUCGAGGUCGACUCACUGUGUGGGCGAGCUCACCCAACAAGUUCACCUAUUAGUGGGCGAGCAGAGCAAGUCCAUGAGCCACUCACGUUUCACCAUUUUUCGGUUAAAGAUGUCAUUUUCAAGCAUUAUGAUGAGUCAACGAGCUCGCAAGCAAAUUCUGGUCCUUGGAUUAUCAGAAUUGCAUUGAUCUCUUUUGCAAUCUGGUGGGGUGUAUGGGAGAUUAUUAGGUUGAAUCUAUUGAGACGUGAAGGAAGAAUCUUGGAUGCCCUCAACUCAAAAUGGCAGGAAUCUAUUUGCAAAUGCUACAUCAUUUCAAACCUGGGGAUUGCAGAACCAUGCCUUUUUCUCACCCUGGUAUUUCUUCUUCGUGCAUCAUUACAGAGGUCUGGGACACUAAACCGGAAGUCGAAUGCAAGAACAGCCGGUUGUAUAAUUCUUUUUUGUCUCCCGAUGUUCAUUCUUCAGCUUGUAGUUAUACUAGUUGAGCCGAAGUAUAGCAAAAACAGUUACAUGAACAAACUGCCGCCAUAUUUCUUCAACACAGCUUUUUCUAAGACAAAGAACAAUAACAAUGUUACCAUCUGCACUUACCCUCUGUUGAGUAGUAUCAUCCUCGGUCUUUUUGGCACUGUACUGACUACAUACUUGUUCUGGAUCGGGAGGCAAAUUCUUCAUUUGGUCAUCAAUAAGGGUUUGAAGAAGCGAGUGUACACAUUAGUCUUUUCUGUUUCAGUUCUUUUUAUCUUAAGAGUGCUUCUUCUUGGUCUAUCGGUCCUACCUGAGCCAGAAAAUCUUUUGUUUGACGCCAUUGCAUUUAUGGGUUUUUUCGUUUUUCUAUCAUGUCUGGGGGUUGGUAUCUGUGUACUGGCGUACCUUCCUGUUGUGGAUUCUUUAGCUGUGCGGAAUCUGCGAAGUGAUGUGGAGGCUAGAUGUAAUGAUGAGUACAACGACGCAAUUUCACUAAUGUCUACUCUUGAAGAAAGUACGAUAAUUAGUCCAGGGAGAAACUCAGGUGAUUCUCCAAAUCGGGGAUCAAUGGAAAAGGAUGAAACUUCCAGAGCUUUUGUGGAACUUAGCUCCUGCAAUCCUAGUUGGCAUUGAACCCUUCCCGAGUUCACCUAGACUUCCCCCAUUUCCGCGGUGAGCUAUAACUGUUGUAAAGAGUUUCUUUUUUAAUAAUAAGAAUUGGCUAAUUUUGGUUUUGUUCUUGAAAAGUAGUUUGCCUGUUACCCCACCUUGUUUUUUUCGGUGGAACACUCCGUUUGUAUCUGUUAAAUUUUGCAGCUACAAUAAUUUAGGGUUUUAUUUUAUUGACAGUUGCCUUUUUAA